Symbiodinium necroappetens is the source of this 546-nucleotide messenger RNA. The record is from the annotation of a GenBank genome assembly. Lineage: Eukaryota; Dinophyceae; Suessiales; Symbiodiniaceae.
AUGGCUUUUUCGCAGGAUGUCCUUUUGGGCUAUGUGGGCCGCCAGCUCGGAUCAGAGGAGCUCGAUGUCCGACUCAGUCGCUUUGGAGGUACUCCAGUUUGGAGCAAAGAGCCCUCGUCUGAGUCGAUGCUUCGAAGGCCAGACUUCUUCAACUGCAGACUUUGUGGAAAGCCACUGGUUCUCUUCACCCAGGUUGCUGCAGGCUAUGGGGAUCGGCCCAAACGGCUGCUCCACGUCUUCACUUGUCGCGCAAGUGAGUGUAGCGGUGAUCCGCUCUCCUGGCGAGUGCUGAGAAGUACUGGAAAGGUUGCGGCUGAACCAGCGGAGGACUUGGGCCAUCGCCGGGAUCCUCAAAGCCAAGGAUCAGGCUACCCGACAUCUUCUGCAACGGAAGAUGAUUGGAGUGUUGCCGCACCUGCCGACGACUGGAGCCAGCCAGGCUUCCCGGAGUCCGCGAAAUCCGUCGCGGAGGAUGACUGGGGUGUCGCCGCGGCCGACGACUGGAGCCAGCCAGGAACUUCGGCCACUGCCGACGACGAGAUUGAG